AUGCAGAUCGACCCAGCGGCUCUGAGCCGAACAGACUCUGCAUCAGCCCCUGUAUCGGCGGCUAAGCCUGUCGCUUCUACAACUUCUUCGACGCAGAAGUCGACAAAGGCCUUCACCUCUGUCCCGCGGCUCGAUCUCGAGCCAAUCUACACGGAGCUGAAGGCCGCCAUCGGCGACAACUGGGCCGAGUAUAAGCAGUCGAUAGCUCUGUUCCUUCUAGGACAUCUCAACCAGGCUGAAUUCUCAUCGCGCGUUGACCACAUAAUAUGCGCCGACCCCAAAACAGAACAUCUCCACAAUAAUUUCAUAUGCGCUAUCAUCGCUAAUCUCUCAAGAGAUCUCCCUGAUCAUGGAGUCGCCAGUUGGGUAUCUGCGAAUGAUAAACCUACGGUGGUGUCGAAGCCGGUCUCCAGCGACCUGGCGGAGCAGAGACUAAAGACUGAGGUUAUGCAACUGCCUCCUAGGGAUCGUCGAAGAAUCAAAGCCAUCCCUGAGCCUGAACCUCAUGAGUUGGCGAGCAAUGAAUUGGAAGAAUAUCACCGGGCUAAGCAGAUCAAACUACCCAGUCAAGUCCCAGCAAGUGCGGGAGGAUUAAACAAGACAAAUUGGGAACUCGAGAUUCGAAAGCGCUACGCCCAGCCUCUAGCUUCUGAAACUGGCGAGUUCCCUGAUGCAGAAACGAUCCACGCGCGUAUGGUGCCUAUCUGCUACGAGGAGUCUGUUGUCAGCGGCGCAGGCUAUCCCUGUGCCGAGUUCAUGGCGAUUGCGACAGAGACAUUCGUCAAGGAGGUGCUCUCGAGUGUGUUUUCACGAACAAGGCAUAAUGGUCCUUCUGGAACGAUCAACGGCAUGGUAACGAGAAAGUACCGCAGGCAGCUGGAGCGCGAAGAGCUGGCCUUCACACGUGGCGAGAUCACGAAGGACGCUGCAACCGGACUUCUACCUGUUGAGGCCAAGGAAGCAAGUACGAGACAGCCACUCGGGGUGAAAGAUCUUAAGCUCGCGCUCACCCUCGGUGGUGGGCUUCUCGGUCAGAUGCCUUUGAUUGUGGACCAGAUUAUGGGGGCCUAUGAUGAAGAUGAACUGGAAUUGGAACGGCAAGAGUAUGCGGAGCAGACGUGGGAUGAUAAGAUGGACGAUGACACCGGGGUCGCAAACGGUGUGGAUGAGAUGGACAUUGACGAGAACGAAUUGGGAUGGGAGGGAGGCACCGCGGCGGAUAGGGAGCAACUAGGCUCUCUCCUCGACGAGUGCUUAUCAAUGGCAGCCUAA
This is a messenger RNA of Rasamsonia emersonii CBS 393.64, 1272 nucleotides long. Its product is annotated as Transcriptional co-activator (Hfi1/Ada1). Gene Ontology annotation, biological process: regulation of transcription by RNA polymerase II. The record is from RefSeq and is a predicted model, not a curated record. Gene Ontology annotation, molecular function: transcription coactivator activity. Gene Ontology annotation, cellular component: SAGA complex. Lineage: Eukaryota; Fungi; Ascomycota; Eurotiomycetes; Eurotiales; Trichocomaceae. Bases 1 to 1272 code for a protein of 423 amino acids. The transcript is spliced from 4 exons.